CGUCAUUUGGACAGGCCCCUUUCGUCCCUCUUUCUGUUGCGCCGAACGAGCCACUAAGCAGCACGCGAGCGACUGCUACUGCCUGCCUGCCUUGCCCGGCACCACACAGACGCUCUCCCACCACCAAACACCCCGACGUCAGAUCGACGACAAUUGCACGCCGCCGCCCGUCUGCACUCUGCCCACGACAAAGGCCCGCGCUGCCCUGCGUCGCACACUGCCACUGCGCGUCUAGAUCAGCCACACCGGCCUGAAAAUCCAAACACAAACCACCUCAUCGACCUAACACCCGAGCGUCAAGCAGCACCCCCACUUUAUACCGUCCUGAUCGAAAUUCCUGCUCCCUCGACCUGCACCUCGCAGAGCAGACCACCUGCAAAAUGGGACAGACGCUCUCGGAGCCCGUUGUGGAUAAGAAAUCAGACGAAGGCCAAGAUGACCGCGUCGCCUUUGGCGUCAGUGCCAUGCAGGGCUGGCGCAUCAGCAUGGAGGACGCCCACGCCGCCAUCCUCGACCUACAACCCCUCGAAGGCGACAAAGAGCUGAAACCGGCAGCCUCAGACGUGCGGAUAUCAUUCUUUGGCGUGUACGACGGACAUGGAGGAGACAAGGUAGCACUGUAUACCGGAGAGCACCUGCACGAGAUCGUGGCAAAGCAGGACUCAUUCAAGAGCAAGGACUUUGAGCAAGCGCUCAAGGAUGGCUUUUUGGCCAUUGACCGGGCAAUUCUCAGCGACCCCAAAUACGAAGAGGAAGUCUCGGGCUGCACAGCUUCGGUGGGCAUCAUCACGCACGACAAAAUCUUUGUGGGCAAUGCCGGCGAUUCGAGAUCUGUUUUGGGGAUCAAAGGGCGCGCAAAACCUUUGUCGUUCGACCACAAGCCGCAGAAUGAAGGCGAAAAGGCCCGUAUAUGCGCAGCAGGCGGCUUCGUCGACUUUGGCAGAGUGAACGGCAACCUUGCACUCAGCAGAGCCAUUGGUGAUUUUGAGUUCAAGAAGAGUGCAGAUCUCCCACCGGAGCAGCAGAUUGUCACGGCAUAUCCAGAUGUGACUGUGCACGAGAUUGGCGACGAGGAUGAGUUCCUCGUCAUUGCCUGUGAUGGAAUCUGGGAUUGCCAAUCUUCGCAAGCGGUCGUGGAGUUCGUCCGAAGAGGCAUUGCUGCAAAGCAAGAGUUGCACGCGAUUUGUGAAAACAUGAUGGACAACUGCCUGGCGUCCAACUCGGAAACCGGUGGUGUGGGCUGUGACAACAUGACUAUGAUUGUUAUUGCUCUGCUCCGUGGACAGACUAAGGAGGAGUGGUACAAGAAGAUUGGCGAGCGAGUCGCAAAUGGAGACGGGCCUUGCGCGCCUCCCGAAUACGCCGAGUUCAGAGGACCUGGGAUGCAUCACCGCUUCGACGACUCACCUGACGACUAUGACAUGGAUAUGGACCAACGAACACGAAUGCUAGGUCGGGGUGGGCGAAUUAUCCUUCUCGGUGAUGGUACUGAGAUUGUGGCAGGUCACGGUGGCGACGACGAUGUCGACAUGGAAGAUCGAGUGACCGAAGUGGACGACGCGUCCCUGGAAGAGACAGACGAAGAGGCGGUGCAGAGGAACCAGCAGAAGAACAACGAAGACCGAAGUCAGAGGGAGGGUACACCUGCGCCGCCCGCCGCUGGCCAAGACAGCAACACGCAACAGCCGUCUGGCCAAUCUGGUGCUAUGCCAGACAAGAUCCUACCCGUCCUGGACGACAAGCCGAGCGCGAGCACAUCCGGCGGGCAAGAUGGCAACGAGAAGACGAAGUGAUGGAUUUCAAUGACAUUAAUCAAGUUUGCAUUCCAAGGCAAGAUUCUUCAUGGAAUUGAUACCCUUUUGCGAGACGAGACCCGAGACCCAGCACGACUAUGACCAACAAAACUCAUCAAAUUCAAGAACUCCGACCUUUCUUCUCCCUCUUCUCCUCACUUCGCUCCAGCCGGAGCGACAACACCCAUAUGCGCCAUUGCCCUCCUCCCGUACACUCAGUCCACCAUACCUCAUCCGCCUCCAACACAUCUGCUGCAUUCGAUCAACCACAAAAUCAAUAAAUCCCAAGUACAGAACGCGAGACGACGUGGCAUCAUGGAAUCAGAGAGCGGUGUUUCCUAAUUUACGAGAUGAAUGCGUUCCGUGUGGGCGCAUUGAAGGCAGGCUUGUUUCUUUUGGUGCGAUGAAUUGUGCACGUGAAGUGGUUGAUUGACUUCGGCUGUGUACAAAGGUGAUAUUGGAAGGUAGCGAACACCGCAUAUUUUCUACGUUGAUUGAACUCAAUGUGCUGUCGUCCGACUUCCUUCUUUGCUUGGACAGAGGCCGUACACGCGCUGCAGUGUCUUGUAUGUACGUACCGUGUACUCGGCCUCAGGACUGUUCCUCCGUC
This is a messenger RNA of Cercospora beticola, 2403 nucleotides long. The record is from RefSeq and is a predicted model, not a curated record. NCBI's taxonomy places the organism in Eukaryota, Fungi, Ascomycota, Dothideomycetes, Mycosphaerellales, Mycosphaerellaceae.